Oncorhynchus nerka (sockeye salmon) is the source of this 2864-nucleotide messenger RNA. Its product is annotated as C-type lectin domain family 4 member E-like. Gene Ontology annotation, biological process: biological process involved in interspecies interaction between organisms. Gene Ontology annotation, cellular component: external side of plasma membrane. NCBI's taxonomy places the organism in Eukaryota, Metazoa, Chordata, Actinopteri, Salmoniformes, Salmonidae. The transcript has 5 exons. Gene Ontology annotation, molecular function: fucose binding; signaling receptor activity; D-mannose binding. The record is from RefSeq and is a predicted model, not a curated record. The coding region runs from base 1570 to 2277 and encodes 235 amino acids.
AAUGCAAUAAAGAACACAGACAUUGAUGGCCAAUUAUAUGGCAACGUAAGAGCCUUCAAACCCAGUCCAAGAGAUGGAGUUGUUGCUUCAGGUAAGAUCGCAUGAACACACACACACACACACACACACACACACACACACACACUCACACACACACACACACACACUCAUACCACACAAUAUAUUAAACAGGUGAGCUUAUCCUGUAGUACUCUAGCUUUAUUUGUCUCAAUCCUGGAUGAUACAGUUAAACAUAUUACCAAAGAUCUUUAAUCAUUUGUGAUUCAGUUCAUGUUCAGUGGUGGAAGAGACCCUCUGGAGUUGCUGCAGUGUGUCUGGGGCUGCUGUGUGUUUUCCUAAUAAUCUUUGAAAGUCAGUCUGUUGUCAAAUUACAUAUAAGCACAAUAUCAAAUGCUCAUAUUUGAUUGUUGUUCCUCCAUAUGGGUCCCAAAAGAAGGAAGUGAAGUGGACCUUUUCUGUCAUUCAACCAGCUGUCACUCAAAAUCUCCUUCAGGUUCAUUAAGAGAGGGAGGCAGGUUGUCUAGCGGUUAAGAUUGAUUGGCCAGUAACCGAAGGGUGCUGCAUCGAAAUCCCGAGCCGGCUACGUGAAAAUCUGUUGACGUGCUCUUGAGCAAGGCACUUAACCCUAAUUGGUUAUGUAAGUCGCUUUGUAUAAGAGCUUCUGCUAAAUGACUAAACUGUAAAUGUAGAGGAGAGACAUGGUGGUUACUGUUGUCAUCUCAUCCUCACUGGUUAAGACUACCCAUCCUCAAUAUCCACUUGGAACAGUUUGUAGUGUCACAUCUAUUGUCUGGACAUUAUAAUGACCCAUGUUUGUAGUCCUGGACCUCCUGAACAUGUUGAUGUAUAUUUGGGAGUAAACAGAGGGUCCAAAUCAGCAGAAAGGUGAAAGGAAGGAGGAGUUCUGGAAACUCCCUGAAUUAUCUUGGGGCUGUUACAUAUGAUAUUUAAUAUAUGUUAACAGCUAGUCUUUGUUCUCCACUUCCCCUCUAUGAUCUAUAUCUUCCUGGUAUGAUAGUGUCCUGUCCAUCAUCACAAAUAGCAAGUCAGGUUCCCUGAGCAGGAGGACUGUGUUGAGAUACACUCUGGACAAGAUGACCAUGUAGAGACAUGGAAUGGUUUAUAUUGUUCUGCAGAAAAUGUUUUAACAAUAAUCACUGUAACAAUCUCUCACACACACACAUACACCUGCAAGCACAGGCACAAGCAUGCAAACUUGUCCUAUUUUUUUUUAUUAACAGCUACUGUGUCAUUAUGUUGAUACUUCCCUAUAGUUUACACCUACAGCAGUCACACAGACAGAGACACACAGAUGACUUAGAGACAGAGAUAUCACUAGAAGCAGAGACUUAACGUGUAGAGGUCUUGCAGUUGACGUACGCCGCCUCCUGGUGGCCAUGUUGGAAGACCACCACAUUAAUUCUAGAAGCAGAGACUUAAUGUAUAGUAGACCUACAUAGAAAGAAAGACCCAGGUAUUGUUAAGAUGUCAAAGGGCAUCUAUGCUGAGCCAGAUAUGAACUAGAAUGUCAAGUUUAACAGAGGUGAGAUGGAGGAGAGGAUUGUUAAUAUAUCUACGUCCCUGAGAGACGGUGAGACCAGCACCAAGAGAGAAGAGACAGCAGACACUGCUCCUAAUAAUGGACCAGGAGACCAGCACUCAGAUAAUAGAGCCAUCAACGAUUCAGAGGAUAAAAGGAACAACUUGUUUCAGAGUUUCUCCCUUUAUAAAAUCAACGCAACUGAAGAGAGAGACCAGCUACAGACCAGAUACAACAACCUGACUGAAGAGAAAGACCAGCUACAGACCAGAUACAACAACCUGACUGAAGAGAAAGGCCAUAUUCAGGCAAAGCUUUUUGUGAUAGAGCAGCAUUGUAAGGAGCGAUGGAUAUACUUUGACUCCAAGUUCUACUUCCUCUCUACUGAGAAGAAAACCUGGAAGCAGAGCAGACAGGACUGUCUGGAUAGAGGAGCAGACCUGGUGAUCAUAAACAGCAGAGAGGAACAGACAUUUGUCUUCAACCUCCACCUGAGAGCCUGGAUUGGUCUAAAUGACUCUGUUACUGAGGGGACCUGGAAGUGGGUGGACGGCACCCCACUGACCACAGGGUACUGGGCGGCAGAACAGCCUGAUGAUUAUGAAAGGCAAGAGGACUGUGCUGAAAUAUACUAUGGACAAGGUGAUCCUGUAAAGACAUGGAAUGAUUACAAAUGUGGCACAAAUCAUAACUGGAUCUGUGAGAAAGAGGUGUAACAAUAACCUACUGUAACAAACAGUGUUUCUCUCUCUGUUAUUGUUAUUAUUAUGUUGAUGGUUGAACACAGUGCUGAAUGGUUAAGUGAUGAUUCCACCUGGUGGUUAAGGUGAGAGAUGAACUCACCAUAGAUGAGAAAAAGUUGUAUUACAGAGUUGCCUACGGGCUCUUUUUCAAUUAGACCUUCCCCAAUUCCUCCUCACAUCCUCUCUCUUUGACUCCUUCUCCAAACACAUUGAAGAAUACAAUCCUAGGGGAGGGACCUUGGACCUUCUCCUCUAAUAGGGUUGACAUAGAAGGAGAGGAGAUAGGAGAGGAAUCUAGGAAAGACUAUUUGAGAUAGUGUCAGAGAGAGACAGAGGAGGAAGAAGAAAAUUAAGAGAAUGAGGAAGAGAAAACAAUUAUUCUUGUUUAGAUUUAGAGGAGAGUAUGUAGACAUAUUGUACUCUGUAAAAUUAUUCUUCAUUAUUUUUUAUUUAUUUAUGUCAUGUGAUUUGCCACAGGCUUAUGCUUAGUAAAAAAAAAUGUAUGUCCAAUUAUUAACCCUCAAUCAAUCAAAUGUAUUUAUAAAGCCCUUCUUACAUCA